Messenger RNA from Saccostrea echinata, 3134 nucleotides. RefSeq names its product AP-1 complex subunit beta-1-like. The transcript is spliced from 20 exons. Gene Ontology annotation, cellular component: clathrin adaptor complex; membrane coat. Gene Ontology annotation, molecular function: clathrin binding. The record is from RefSeq and is a predicted model, not a curated record. NCBI's taxonomy places the organism in Eukaryota, Metazoa, Mollusca, Bivalvia, Ostreida, Ostreidae. The coding region runs from base 71 to 2869 and encodes 932 amino acids. Gene Ontology annotation, biological process: vesicle-mediated transport; intracellular protein transport.
GCCACUUCCGGCAGAAAGGUGAAGGUCAUUGUCUGUCAACAAGAGUGCACACUAAUUUCCAGCAGACAAAAUGACUGACUCCAAGUACUUUACCACCACCAAGAAAGGUGAAGUGUUCGAACUGAAGACAGAAUUGCAAAGUGAUAAAAAAGAGAAGAAGAAAGAGGCUGUCAAGAAAGUGAUUGCCAGCAUGACUGUUGGGAAAGAUGUCAGUGCUCUCUUCCCUGAUGUGUUGAACUGCAUCCAGACUGAUAACUUGGAAUUGAAGAAGCUGGUUUAUUUGUACCUGAUGAACUAUGCCAAGAGUCAGCCAGAUAUGGCCAUUAUGGCUGUUAAUACAUUUGUCAGGGAUUGUGAAGAUUCUAACCCUCUGAUUCGAGCGCUGGCUGUCAGGACAAUGGGUUGUAUACGAGUGGACAAAAUUAUUGACUAUCUCUGUCAGCCAUUGAGAAACUGUCUGAAGGAUGAGGAUCCCUAUGUCAGAAAGACUGCCGCUGUAUGUGUAGCCAAACUACAUGAUAUCAACGCCCAGCUGGUGGAGGAUCAAGGAUUUUUAGAUCAGCUACGAGACAUGUUGUCAGAUUCCAACCCCAUGGUGGUAGCUAAUGCAGUAGCAGCAAUUUCAGAGAUCCUUGAAUCCUCACCUACAGCCCAGCAAGUGCUUGAAAUGAAUUCCAGCACUAUCAACAAACUGUUGACAGCUCUUAAUGAAUGCACAGAAUGGGGACAAGUUUUUAUCCUGGAUGCCAUAUCAAACUUUACACCAAAAGACGACAAGGAGGCUCAAAGCAUCUGUGAGCGAGUGACCCCCAGACUGGCCCAUGCUAAUGCAGCUGUAGUUCUCUCAGCUGUCAAGGUCAUCAUGAAGUUCAUGGAGAUGUUGGAGGUCAACUCAGACUACAUCUCCACCUUGGUCAAGAAACUAGCACCACCACUGGUCACUCUGUUGUCUGCUGAACCAGAAAUCCAGUAUGUGGCACUCAGAAACAUCAACCUGGUGGUCCAGAAACGUCCAGAGAUCCUGAAGAAUGAGAUGAAGGUUUUCUUUGUGAAAUAUAAUGAUCCAAUUUAUGUGAAACUGGAGAAACUGGACAUCAUGAUUAGACUGACUUCUCAGGCCAAUAUUGCCCAGGUCCUGGCAGAACUCAAAGAGUAUGCUACAGAAGUCGAUGUAGACUUUGUGAGGAAGUCAGUGCGAGCCAUUGGGCGCUGUGCCAUCAAGGUGGAGCCAGCUGCAGAGAGAUGUGUCAGUACUCUACUUGACCUUAUACAGACCAAGGUCAACUAUGUUGUGCAAGAAGCCAUUGUUGUCAUCAAGGACAUCUUCAGGAAAUAUCCUAACAAGUAUGAAAGUAUCAUUGCCACACUGUGCGAAAAUCUGGACACACUGGAUGAACCUGAAGCAAGAGCUUCAAUGAUCUGGAUCAUCGGUGAAUAUGCAGAGAGAAUUGACAAUGCAGAUGAACUCUUAGAAAGUUUCCUUGAAGGAUUCCAGGAUGAAAACACUCAAGUGCAACUGCAAUUGUUGACAGCCAUUGUGAAAUUAUUCUUGAAAAGACCUACAGAUACACAAGAUCUCGUACAGCAAGUGCUGAGUUUGGCCACCCAGGACAGUGAUAACCCUGACCUUCGCGACCGAGGCUACAUCUACUGGAGGCUUCUGUCUACUGACCCAGCUGCCGCCAAGGAGGUGGUGCUAGCAGAGAAACCACUCAUCUCAGAGGAGACUGAUCUCAUUGAACCAACAUUACUGGACGAGUUAAUCUGUAAUAUUUCCAGUCUGGCCUCUGUGUAUCAUAAACCUCCGAAUGCCUUUGUAGAGGGUAGUAAAUCAUCUUUUAGGAAAAUCCUCCCACCAAGAUCCCAGUCAGGAAACAUUGGGGAGGAUCAACCAUCUCCUCCUUCUGAGACCCCAGCAGCUCCUCCCCAGGCAACAGUCAUACCAGGUGUGGACUCUCUUAUUGGGGACCUCUUAGACAUGGAUCUUGGGGGACCUUCCAUGCAGCAGCAACAAAUGUACCCUCCCCAGCCCACCUCACAAACUCCAGUGCAGGGUGGGGGAAGUAUGGAUCUCCUUGGAGAGGGUUUGGAUUCCUUGCUUGGAGGGCCUGCCCCAGGCGGGGAUUCUUUAGGAGGAUUGGGGGAUAUAUUUGGUAUGCCAGCUCCACAGUCAUAUGUUCCUCCACAAGAAGUAUGGUUACCAGCAUCCAAGGGUAAAGGUCUGGAAGUGACCGGAACAUUUCAAAGAAAGCAGGGAAGUAUAUACAUGGAAUUGACGUUUGCCAACAAAGCAAUGCAGCCAAUUACAGGAUUAGCUAUACAGUUUAACAAAAAUAGUUUUGGUCUGAUGCCUGCAGCCCCAUUAAACAUUCCUUCAGCAUUACUUCCUAACCAGAGUACAAGUUACUCCUUACAGUUGAGUACCAUGGGUCCAGUCCAAAGAAUGGAUCCACUCACAAAUUUACAGGUGGCAAUUAAGAACAACAUAGAUGUGUUUUACUUCAGUUGUUUAGUUCCUAUGCAUGUAUUGUUUGUGGAGGAUGGAGAAAUGGAAAAACGAGUAUUUUUAGCAACAUGGAAAGACAUUCCAGCCCAAAAUGAAGUCCAACAUGAGAUAUCUAAUGUUCAGCAUAAUGCAGAUACCAUAUCACAGAAGUUAAAGAACAACAAUGUAUUUACGAUAGCCAAACGAAAUGUGGAAGGACAAGACAUGUUGUACCAAUCUCUCAAACUGACCAAUGGAAUCUGGGUACUGGCAGAAUUAAAGAUACAACCAAACAACCCAAAUUUUAUGUUAUCUCUAAAAGCAAGAGCAAUGGAUGUAUACUCGGGAAUACAGCAAGCUUUUGACACCAUACUUCACAACUAAAGACUAUACUGGAGAACAUUUAAUCUGAGGGCAUGUUAAUGUGCAUUUAUAAACCUCAACUUAGUACCUGUGCGCUUGGUGUUGUGAUAUUAAAAAGAUAUCUAAUACUUCUGAGGACCUUGUCAUUUUACUGAACAUGUGCACUUGCUAUUGUGGAAAGGAACAGACAUAAACUUUUGUCAUUAUAAAUUAUGUGACUACUACUCACAAUGAAUUUUUAUUGUAAAAUGGAAUUAUAUAUACAUAUAUAAAUUAUUUGAAUAUU